Molecule: messenger RNA, 1566 nt
Organism: Cygnus atratus (black swan)
Lineage: Eukaryota; Metazoa; Chordata; Aves; Anseriformes; Anatidae
Gene: SLC32A1
Product: solute carrier family 32 member 1
Exons: 2
Coding region: 1-1566 (521 amino acids)
Biological process (GO): amino acid transmembrane transport
Cellular component (GO): vacuolar membrane
Molecular function (GO): amino acid transmembrane transporter activity
Source: RefSeq, a predicted model, not a curated record
AUGGCCACGCUCCUCCGCAGCAAGCUUUCCAACGUGGCCACCUCCGUGUCCAACAAGUCCCAGGCGAAGAUGAGCGGCGUGUUCGCCAGGAUGGGCUUCCAGGCGGCCACCGACGAGGAGGCGGUGGGCUUCGCCCACUGCGACGACCUGGACAUGGAGCACCGGCAGGGGCUGCAGAUGGACAUCCUCAAGGGCGAGGGAGGCGAGGAGGGCGCCGAGCCGCCCCUGGAGGGGGACAUCCACUACCAGAGGGACGGCACCGGCCCCCUGCCGCCCUCCGCCUCCAAGGACGCGGGGGUCUGCUCCGAGCUCUCCGGGCAGGGCAAGCCCAAGAUCACGGCGUGGGAGGCGGGCUGGAAUGUCACCAACGCCAUCCAGGGGAUGUUUGUUCUGGGCCUGCCCUAUGCCAUCCUUCAUGGUGGAUACCUAGGACUCUUUUUAAUAAUUUUCGCUGCAGUGGUUUGCUGCUACACUGGGAAAAUCCUUAUUGCCUGUCUUUAUGAAGAGAAUGAGGAUGGGGAGAUAGUCAGGGUGAGAGACUCCUACGUGGACAUAGCCAACGCGUGCUGUGCGCCCCGCUUCCCCACGCUCGGAGGCAGAAUUGUGAACGUGGCUCAGAUCAUUGAACUGGUCAUGACCUGCAUCCUCUAUGUGGUGGUCAGUGGGAACCUGAUGUACAACAGCUUCCCCAACCUGCCUGUCUCCCAGAAGUCGUGGUCCAUCAUUGCCACGGCCGUGCUCCUGCCUUGUGCAUUCUUGAAAAACCUCAAGGCAGUCUCCAAGUUCAGCUUGCUCUGCACGUUGGCCCACUUUGUGAUCAACAUCCUGGUGAUCGCCUACUGCCUCUCCAGGGCACGCGACUGGGCGUGGGACAAAGUCAAGUUUUACAUUGAUGUGAAGAAAUUCCCCAUCUCCAUUGGCAUCAUCGUCUUCAGCUACACCUCUCAGAUCUUUCUGCCUUCCUUGGAGGGGAACAUGCAGAACCCCAAGGAGUUCCAUUGCAUGAUGAACUGGACUCACAUAGCAGCUUGCAUCCUUAAGGGACUCUUUGCCUUGGUCGCCUAUCUGACCUGGGCUGAUGAGACCAAGGAGGUCAUCACAGACAACUUGCCAUCCACCAUUAGGGCAGUAGUCAACAUCUUCUUGGUGGCCAAAGCCUUGCUCUCCUACCCCCUGCCAUUCUUUGCAGCUGUGGAAGUCCUGGAGCGAUCCCUCUUCCAGGAUGGAAACAGGGCGUUCUUCCCCAACUGCUACGGGGGUGACGGGCGGCUCAAGUCCUGGGGACUCACCCUCAGAUGUGCCCUGGUAGUCUUCACCCUGCUCAUGGCCAUCUAUGUCCCGCAUUUUGCCCUCCUGAUGGGUCUUACCGGGAGCCUCACAGGUGCAGGGCUCUGCUUCCUGCUCCCCAGUCUUUUCCACCUCAAACUCUUGUGGAGGAAGCUCUUGUGGCACCAUGUCUUCUUCGACGUCGCCAUUUUCGUUAUAGGUGGUAUCUGCAGCGUCUCGGGGUUCAUCCACUCUUUGGAAGGCCUCAUAGAGGCCUUCAGAACCAAUGCGGAAGACUAA